GCCAGCUCAUUCCAACAAAACAAAGUCCAAAUCCUAUCCCAUUUAUAUAGUCCCCAUUACUCUCCCUCCUCCACCACACAACUAAAAGAACCACCAUGGCCACCACCACUCUCCUCCCUCUCACCGCCCUCAUCCUUCUUCUCUCUCUCCAAGCUCAGGCCCAGAACCCUGCAGCCCCAGCUCCGGCACCUUCCGGUCCGCUCAAUGUCACCGGAAUUCUUGACAAGAAUGGUCAAUUCACUACAUUUAUUCGCCUUUUAACCUCAACCCAAGUAGCAACCCAACUUGAGAACCAGCUCAACAGCACAACUGAAGGGUUUACUGUUUUUGCACCGACGGAUAACGCCUUUAACAACCUUAAAGCUGGCACUCUAAAUGACCUUUCUACUCAACAACAAGUUCAACUUGUUCUAGCUCACAUCACACCUAAAUUCUACACUUUGAGCAAUCUUUUACUAGUUCCUAACCCAGUCAGGACUCAAGCUACUGGUCAAGAUGGUGGUGUUUUUGGUCUGAACUUUACCGGCCAAGCCAACCAAGUUAAUGUAUCAACUGGCAUUGUUGAGACUCAAAUCAAUAAUGCUAUUAGGCAGCAAUUCCCUUUGGCACUUUACCAAGUUGACAAAGUUUUGUUGCCUGAGGAGUUGUUUGGAGUUAAACCACCAACAGCUUCUCCAGCACCGCCGGCUAAAACUUCUUCUGGUGGGUCCUCGAAGAACGACACUGUGGCUUCAGAGCCGUCGUCUGAUAAAGGUACUUCAGGUGGUGUAAGGACAAAUGUGGCUUUGGGAUUUGUUAUUGGGUUAGGAUUGGCUUGCAUGGGAGUUAUUUCUUGAGAAAGAGAUGGAGUUAAACAGGUGUACUUGCUUAUGUAUUUCUUCAUUUUUCUUCUCAAUUGGAUGACAUACUCUUGGAUUUGCUCUUCUAUUUUUAUUUUUUUCUACAAUUUCUUAUUAAUAAUGUAAUUUAUUUUUCUGGAUUUAAUUUUCAUUCACAUUCUUGGUAAUUUAAUUUCUAUUUACA
Ricinus communis (castor bean) is the source of this 1023-nucleotide messenger RNA. Its product is annotated as fasciclin-like arabinogalactan protein 6. Bases 96 to 836 code for a protein of 246 amino acids. The transcript has a single exon. The record is from RefSeq and is a predicted model, not a curated record. NCBI's taxonomy places the organism in Eukaryota, Viridiplantae, Streptophyta, Magnoliopsida, Malpighiales, Euphorbiaceae.